Molecule: messenger RNA, 159 nt
Organism: Anopheles marshallii
Lineage: Eukaryota; Metazoa; Arthropoda; Insecta; Diptera; Culicidae
Exons: 2
Coding region: 1-159 (52 amino acids)
Source: RefSeq, a predicted model, not a curated record
AUGGUUCAGAAAUCCUCGGGAUUCGUCGGUUUCUUCAAAAACAUAUACUACGAUGAGUAUAAAUGGGCUCUAGUGAAGAGUGCGUCACUGUUCAUCGUCGGCGUGCGGUUUGCUCAGGAAUGUGUCGGCCUGGAAUUAAUGCCAUCGGUGGCCCACUGA